AUGACCAAAAAGCAUCCUCGCGGGGUGUCGUUCCUGAUGCAGGAGUACCACCUGGGGGAUCGGGCACUUGUGAUCAUCGACCCGCGUCAGCAUAAGGGCCUUCCGCACAGGCGGUACCACGGCAAGGUGGGAAUAGUCAUGGCAGUCGGCCGCAGGGCCGUAACCCUGAACGUAAAGCUGGGAUCCAAGCCGAAAACCUUAAUCACUAGGCUUGACCAUAUCAAACCGUUUGGUGUAUGA
Molecule: messenger RNA, 240 nt
Organism: Geodia barretti
Lineage: Eukaryota; Metazoa; Porifera; Demospongiae; Tetractinellida; Geodiidae
Source: the annotation of a GenBank genome assembly